UAAGAAAUAAUAAAAAUCUGAGAGAGGGCUGAGCUGGAGGGACUCGGCUUUGCAAGGGUUAAAGGGAAGUGAGCUGCCUUCCUAGAGAGGACAGGAAGCGGGGGGGGGGGGCAGGUCCUCCAGAGCCAAGGCCCCUCCCUCCCCAGUCCUUUCCUGCUUCGGUGUCUCUCCUGCAAGGGCUGCCUCGCUGCCCCCUCCUGGGAUCUGGAUUUGCUAGAGCUUCUCAUUUAGACGGGCAGAACUUGGCAGAAGACCAAAGGGUUUCUUCCUAUCUCUCAGAGGCUUCCUGAGAGCACAGAUGGAUGAGGAAGACUCAGCUGGCCCUGGAACAGGAAGAGGCCAUGCAAGCCAAACUGGGAGCAGUGGGGGAUUCUGGGAAAACUCUGUGCAGAAGAUCCUGGGUGAGGAGGACACCCUCCGCUCAGAGGUGCAGAGCCAGCAGUUGAGGCAGUUCUGCUGCCAGGAGGCCAAAGGACCCCGAGAGGUUUGCAGCCGACUCCACCACCUUGACCAUCACAUGGCUGAAGCCAGAAAGGCACACGAAAGCUGAGAUGCUGGACCUGGUGAUCUUGGAGCAGUUCCUGGCUGUCCUUCCCCUGGAGAUGGAGAGCUGGGUGAGGGACUGUGGAGCGGAGACCAGUUCCCAGGCGGUGGCCCUGGCUGAAGGUUUCCUCCUGAGUCAGGCAGAGGAGAGAAAGCAGGGAAAGGAUCUCUUUGCAGAAAUGGACCUGGAUUCCUGUGAGGCAGAGAGGCCUCCGUUGGACACCAGAGAGAGGCCACUGGGUGACAGAAUGAUGCCGGCAAGACCUCCUGAUCCGCCUUUUCAUGGGGGCAGAAGGGAAGCAGCGGCUGUGGAACCAGAUCAGGUCAGGGAAAGCUGCCUUGUGGGGACAGAGGCCGAGGGAUGGAGCAAUGUCAUGGACUGGUUGGGCACAGAGGAAUGGUGGGAGGAAGCAGCCGGGGAACCAGGAAGGGAAGACGGCUCAGAGCCGAAGGAGUGGAGGUGGAGGAAGGAUGAGCGGUCAGAUGGAGAAGAGGGAGAAGCCUGGGAAGAGGAGGUGUCAGAAGCUGAAGGGGUAACAGGGCUUAGUGAGCUGGGAGAGUCUGUGGCAGAAUGCAGUGCAGAAUCAGAGGCAGAAGAGGAAGGAGGCAAGUGGGAGAGGAAGGUCGAGAGGCAGAGGUGAGUCAGGAGAAGGAGGAGCCACCGGUGGCUCCCUCUCCUUCUGCCAGAAGCCACCCUCCCUGCUUGUCUCUCAGAGCCAGGAGACCCCCUGCAAUGCAGGAAUCUCUGCUAGAUC
Messenger RNA from Podarcis raffonei (Aeolian wall lizard), 1298 nucleotides. Its product is annotated as zinc finger protein 24-like. The transcript is spliced from 4 exons. The record is from RefSeq and is a predicted model, not a curated record. NCBI's taxonomy places the organism in Eukaryota, Metazoa, Chordata, Lepidosauria, Squamata, Lacertidae. Bases 552 to 1184 code for a protein of 210 amino acids.